GCGCACAGCUUUUUCACAUCAGCACAACGUGGGCCAUCAUUAACAUCUUUGCAUUUUGGAUUUGCUGAGGAAAUCUGAUGUGCAUGUUUCUCCCCAUUAGCUCAUUCAGCUCAUGCGACUUGUUUCACUCAUGUGACCUCUUAUUACGUAUCCAUCAUUCCAUUUUUCUUUCCCAUUAGAGUGAAAUUGGACACAGCCCUCCUCCUGCCUACACCCCUAUGUCAGGAGUCAUGAUGUCGAAAUUUCCUUGCACGCCCUUGCUGAGAAGCAGAAUGAACCAGUUCGUGUACAGAGAUGGCGGCUAUGCUGCAGAGCAGGGAGUGCCGAUGCCGUACAGAGCUCCUGGCUGCAUCAUCCCAGAAGCCCCAGUUGCUCAGGGGGCGACAGCAGAGAUCUUUGAAGACACCUGCUGCAACGGCACGCUGCGGAAGCAGGUGGCCACGCUGGCAAAGGAGGACAGCAGCACCCAGAGGUACAGCGCUGAUCCCACAGUCUUCAUACCAGAGCGGGUGAUCCGGGGAGAGCUGGAUGAGGACGGCUACAUGACGCCAAUGCGAGACAAACCCAAACAG
Messenger RNA from Meleagris gallopavo (turkey), 572 nucleotides. The record is from RefSeq and is a predicted model, not a curated record. NCBI's taxonomy places the organism in Eukaryota, Metazoa, Chordata, Aves, Galliformes, Phasianidae.